This is a messenger RNA of Acanthosepion pharaonis, 2241 nucleotides long. Lineage: Eukaryota; Metazoa; Mollusca; Cephalopoda; Sepiida; Sepiidae. The record is from the annotation of a GenBank genome assembly.
AUGAUUUUCUCUUCCUUUUCCUCCUCUUUCUUUUUCUUUCUUCCUCCUCCUCCUCUUCUGAUUUAUCAUCUCUCACCUAUUCUGAUCAACAAUUCCUAUGGCACAGCUCAGAUCGAUUCCUACGUCAUAACUCAGAUGAACGUCUCUUUCGUCAUAACUCAGAUCAACGAUUCUUACGUCAUAACACAGAUCAGUGAUUCCUACGUCAUAACACACAUGGACGCCUCUUUCGUCAUAACUCAGAUCAACGAUUCUUACGUCAUAACACAGAUCAGUGAUUCCUACGUCAUAACACAGAUGAACGUCUCUUUCGUCAUAACUCAGACCAAUGAUUCUUACGUCAUAGCACAGAUCAGUGAUUCCUACGUCAUAACACACAUGAACGCCUCUUUCGUCAUAACUCAGAUCAACGAUUCUUACGUCAUAACACAGAUCAGUGAUUCCUACGUCAUAACUCAGAUGAACGUCUCUUUCGUCAUAACUCAGACCAAUGAUUCUUACGUCAUAGCACAGAUCAGUGAUUCCUACGUCAUAACACACAUGAACGUCUCUUUCGUCAUAACUCAGAUCAACGAUUCUUACGUCAUAACACAGAUCAGUGAUUGCUACCUCAUAACUCAGAUGAACGUCUCUUUCGUCAUAACUCAGACCAAUGAUUCUUACGUCAUAGCAGAGAUCAGUGAUUCCUACGUCAUAACACACAUGAACGCCUCUUUCGUCAUAACUCAGAUCAACGAUUCUUACGUCAUAACACAGAUCAGUGAUUGCUACCUCAUAACUCAGAUGAACGUCUCUUUCAUCAUAACUCAGACCAAUGAUUCUUACGUCAUAGCACAAAUCAGUGAUUCCUACGUCAUAACACACAUGAACGCCUCUUUCGUCAUAACUCAGAACAACGAUUCUUACGUCAUAACACAGAUCAGUGAUUGCUACCUCAUAACUCAGAUGAACGUCUCUUUCGUCAUAACUCAGAUCAACGAUUCUUACGUCAUAACACAGAUCAGUGAUUGCUACCUCAUAACUCAGAUGAACGUCUCUUUCGUCAUAACUCAGACCAAUGAUUCUUACGUCAUAGCACAGAUCAGUGAUUCCUACGUCAUAACACACAUGAACGCCUCUUUCGUCAUAACUCAGAUCAACGAUUCUUACGCCAUAACACAGAUCAGUGAUUGCUACCUCAUAACUCAGAUGAACGUCUCUUUCGUCAUAACUCAGACCAAUGAUUCUUACGUCAUAGCACAGAUCAGUGAUUCCUACGUCAUAACACACAUGAACGCCUCUUUCGUCAUAACUCAGAUCAACGAUUCUUACGUCAUAACACAGGUCAGUGAUUGCUACCUCAUAACUCAGAUGAACGUCUUUUUCGUCAUAACUCAGACCAACGAUUCUUACGUCAUAGCACAGAUCAGUGAUUCCUACGUCAUAACACGCAUGAACGCCUCUUUCGUCAUAACUCAGAUCAACGAUUCUUACGUCAUAACACAGAUCAGUGAUUGCUACCUCAUAACUCAGAUGAACGUCUCUUUCGUCAUAACUCAGACCAAUGAUUCUUACGUCAUAGCACAGAUCAGUGAUUCCUACGUCAUAACACACAUGAACGCCUCUUUCGUCAUAACUCAGAUCAACGAUUCUUACGUCAUAGCACAGAUCAGUGAUUGCUACCUCAUAACUCAGAUGAACGUCUUUUUCGUCAUAACUCAGACCAACGAUUCUUACGUCAUAGCACAGAUCAGUGAUUCCUACGUCAUAACACACAUGAACGCCUCUUUCGUCAUAACUCAGAUCAACGAUUCUUACGUCAUAACACAGAUCAGUGAUUGCUACCUCAUAACUCAGAUGAACGUCUCUUUCGUCAUAACUCAGACCAACGAUUCUUACGUCAUAGCACAGAUCAGUGAUUCCUACGUCAUAACACACAUGAACGCCUCUUUCGUCAUAACUCAGAUCAACGAUUCUUACGUCAUAACACAGAUCAGUGAUUGCUACCUCAUAACUCAGAUGAACGUCUUUUUCGUCAUAACUCAGACCAACGAUUCUUACGUCAUAACACAGAUCAGUGAUUCCUACGUCAUAACACACAUGAACGCCUCUUUCGUCAUAACUCAGAUCAACGAUUCUUACGUCAUAACACAGAUCAGUGAUUGCUACCUCAUAACUCAGAUAAACGUCUCUUUCAUCAUAACUCAGACCAAUGAUUCUUACGUCAUAGCACAGAUCAAUGCAUCUUACGUCAUAACUUAG